Alternaria atra is the source of this 1581-nucleotide messenger RNA. RefSeq lists its product as uncharacterized. The record is from RefSeq and is a predicted model, not a curated record. Bases 1 to 1581 code for a protein of 526 amino acids. Gene Ontology annotation, molecular function: oxidoreductase activity, acting on paired donors, with incorporation or reduction of molecular oxygen; iron ion binding; heme binding. The transcript is spliced from 2 exons. NCBI's taxonomy places the organism in Eukaryota, Fungi, Ascomycota, Dothideomycetes, Pleosporales, Pleosporaceae.
AUGGCAUUUUUGUUCCUACUGGCCUCCAUCUUUGGAGCGCUGCUUCUCUACAUUUUCGGAGUUAUCGUCUACCGCCUAACCUUCCAUCCCCUCGCAUCUUAUCCAGGUCCUUUCCUUGCAAAGAUUACCGAUAUCUAUCUAGCAUACUAUGCCUACAAAGGCUCCCGGCAUCUCGCUUUCCACCGCGCGCACGAGCAGUAUGGACCUUACGUGCGACUUGGACCUAACUUACUUUCCGUCAACACGGCCACCGGCCUCAAAACUAUCUAUGGUUUCCGAUCAAACGUCAAGAAGGCAUCUUUUUACCAUGCGUUUCCCAGCACACCAAAGGCGGUUAGCGUGCAUAGCGCCGUUGACAAGAUGCAACAUGCGCGCAAGAGGCGGGUUAUGAGCCACGCGUUUAGCGACUCCGCGAUCAAGAGUCUCGAGAAGUAUAUUCUGGCGAACGUACGUGUUGGGUGCGAACUGCUCGGACGCAAGAGCAACAACUGGUCUGCCGAGAAGAGCUUAGCCAACGAGAAAGAUGGUGGCUGGAGCGACGCAUGGAACGCUGCGCACUGGUGUGAGUGGUUGGUUUUCGACAUCAUGGGUGAUUUGGUAUUUGGCAAGGCGUUCGGCAUGUUGGAAAGCCCAGUCAACCGGUUUGCAACACAGCUGGUAGGCAAUGCGGCACACCGACAUCUUAUCUGUGGAACGCACCUCACUAUCCACAACUGGCAUCUGGACAAGCUCUUCUUCCGUAAGAUCGCAGGCCAGCGAGCGCAGUACAUGCAGUACAGCAAGGGUCAAGCCAUGGAGCGAACGAAGUUGGGCGUAGACGUUGAUCGCAAGGACUUUUUCUACUACCUUCUGAACGCAAAGGAUCCGGAAACUGGCAAGGGCUUUAGCAUGGAUGAGUUGUGGGGCGAGUCGAAUCUGUUGAUCAUCGCUGGUUCUGAUACGACUUCAACGGCCCUGUCCGGUGCCUUAUUCUACCUCGCACACAACCCUGCGGCGAUGCAAAAGGUCUGCAAGGAGAUCCGGGAAGCCUUUACUGAUGUUGAGGAGAUCGUGACUGGACCCAAGCUGAGCGGCUGCUCAUUCCUUCGUGCCUGCAUUGACGAGACUAUGCGUAUGACGCCCCCAGUCGCCGGUGCUCUCCCACGAGAAGUCCUGCCUGGUGGUAUGGACAUUGACGGUCAUCAUAUCCCCGCCGGUAUCGACGUGGGCGUACCGAUCUACGCCAUCCAUCACAACGCAGAUUACUUCCCCCAACCUUUCGACUACAUCCCUGAGCGAUGGCUCUCUGAUCCGUCUGCAAACCCACUUCAUAGCAGUCUUCAGGCAGCGCAGUCGGCGUACAACCCGUUCAGCAUCGGUCCCCGUGGAUGCAUUGGCAAGGGUCUGGCGUAUGUUGAGCUAACGGUAACAAUAGCAAGAGUGCUGUACCUGUACGAUUUGAGAUUAGCGCCGGGCACGAACUUGGGUGCCGGAAGCAAGGAUUUGGAAUUCGGAAGGACCAGGGAGUCUGAAUAUCAGAUCCAGGAUGUAUUCGCGAGCAAAAAAGACGGGCCAGUCUUGCAGUUCAGGGCUAGACAAUAG